AUGCGUGGCUUUCGGUUGGUGCUCUUGCUACCCCUGGCUGCAAGUAGUUGGGCUCUGUCGGAGAUUGAACGGGCAUCUAUGAUAACAAGGCAAUUACCAAAAGCCCCCACUGGCGUCAAGACGAUAACCACCCCAAACAACUUUACUAUUCGCUAUAAGGAGCCAGGCAGCGAGGGCGUUUGCGAGACGACUCCAGGUGUCAAGUCAUACUCGGGAUACGUUGAUCUUUCACCACGAUCACAUACCUUCUUUUGGUUUUUUGAAUCCCGUCGUGAUCCAGCAAACGAUCCAGUCACUCUAUGGCUGAAUGGUGGUCCAGGAAGCGAUUCAUUGAUUGGGCUUUUCGAAGAACUGGGUCCGUGCCACAUCCACUCAAGUCUUGAGUCCUACAUCAACCCCUACUCCUGGAACGAGGUUUCCAAUAUUCUCUUCUUGUCGCAGCCUCUCGGCGUGGGAUUCUCAUACAGUGAAACCGAAGCCGGGUCUUUGAAUCCUUUGACUGGAGUUGUCGAAGACGGGUCAUUUGCUGGAGCUCAAGGGCGGUAUCCAGUCGUUGAUGCCACGAUUAUUGACACGACAGACCUUGCUGCACACGCAACCUGGGAAGUACUUCAGGGCUUCCUCGGUGGCCUACCACAGCUAGACGCAGAAAUCAAGUCCAAGGAGUUUAACUUGUGGACGGAGAGUUAUGGAGGGCACUAUGGACCAGCUUUCUUCAAUUAUUUCUAUGAACAAAAUGCAAGGAUUGCCAACGGAACAGCCCACGGCGUCCAACUCGAUUUCAAGUCCCUUGGAAUCAUCAAUGGUAUCAUCGACGAGGCAAUUCAGGCGAGCUACUAUCCCGAAUUCGCCGUUAAUAAUACGUACGGAAUCAAAGCAGUUAAUGAGACAGUUUACAAUUAUAUGAAAUUUGCCAACGAGAUGCCGAACGGAUGCCAGGAUCAAGUCGCUCUGUGUAAGCUGACGAAUAGAACCUCAGUAGCCGAUUAUGCUAUCUGCACAGAAGCCACCAAUAUGUGCAGGGACAAUGUUGAAGGGCCCUACUACCAAUUUGGUGGUCGUGGUGUGUACGAUAUUCGGCACCCUUACAAUGACCCAACUCCACCGUCCUACUACGUUGAAUACCUUCAGAAGGACUCGGUUAUGGAUGCUAUUGGAGUGGACAUAAACUACACCGAGGCCAGCAACGACGUAUACUAUGCGUUCCAGCAGACUGGCGACUUCGUAUGGCCGAAUUUCAUUGAGGAUCUCGAAAAGAUCCUUCAACUUCCUGUACGCGUGUCCCUAGGAUACGGUGACGCCGACUAUAUCUGUAAUUGGUUUGGUGGACAGGCCAUAUCUCUCGCAGUCAACUACACCCAUGCGGCACAGUUCCGCACAGCUGGAUAUACGCCCAUGACGGUGGACGGGGUCGAGUAUGGUGAAACCCGAGAGUACGGUAACUUCUCGUUCACCCGCAUCUAUCAGGCUGGUCAUGAGGUCCCGUACUACCAACCUAUCGCAGCGUUGCAGCUGUUCAACCGCACCUUAUUCGGAUGGGAUAUUGCAGCGGGUACAACUCAGGUUUCGCCCGGAUAUCGCACCAACGGGACUUCAAGGGCUACACACACGGAGUCGUAUGUACCAUUGUCCACAACAAGCAGUGAGACCGUCCACUAG
Molecule: messenger RNA, 1659 nt
Organism: Aspergillus ibericus CBS 121593
Lineage: Eukaryota; Fungi; Ascomycota; Eurotiomycetes; Eurotiales; Aspergillaceae
Product: S10 family peptidase
Exons: 10
Coding region: 1-1659 (552 amino acids)
Biological process (GO): proteolysis
Cellular component (GO): fungal-type vacuole
Molecular function (GO): serine-type carboxypeptidase activity
Source: RefSeq, a predicted model, not a curated record